AUGUCAGGAGAGAGUGGUGACGGGAUGCGCGUCGAUCCGGCCAGAGCCAAAGUGCUCGUGGAGAACUUGGAACAGGUUGCAAAGAGAGUAGACGGCGUGAGGAACGGGCGCAAAGUGAGGGCAAUGCGUGACUAUCUGAUGCAAGAGGGAGUGCUGAUGGGUGUAUGGUAGGUCCGCCUCAUUGCCGUAUCCAAGCUGAAGCCCGCCAGCGACAUCCUCGCUCUCCAUCAGUCUCCUCUCAAACAGCUCGACUUUGGCGAGAACUAUUCGAACGAGUUGACCGAGAAGGCCGGCCUCUUGCCCCGGUCGAUACGAUGGCACAUGAUAGGAGGUCUGCAGACCAACAAGUGCAAGCCGUUGGCCGAGCAGGUGCCCAACUUGUGGUGCGUGAGCAGCGUAGACAGUGCCAAGAAGGCCGAUGCUCUUGAGAAGGGCAGGAAGGCAAUCAUGGAGAAAGAGUCGUUGACAGAAACGUUGAGAGUGCUGGUGCAAGUCAAUACUUCGGGCGAGGAGGGCAAGAGCGGAGUGGGGCCACAGGACACGUUGGAGCUGUGCAAGCAUGUGAGGGAGAAAUGUCCCAGUCUGCGUCUCGGAGGCUUGAUGACUAUCGGUGCUAUUGCCCGGAGCAAGGAGGCGUCAGGACCCGACGCGUUGAACGAGGACUUUAUCACGCUGUGUGAGACCCGGGAUAAAGUUGCCGGGGAGCUGGGCGUCGCGCCGUCGGAGCUGGAGUUGAGUAUGGGCAUGAGUUCGGAUUUCGAGGCCGCGAUAGCUCAGGGAAGCGAUGAGGUUCGGGUUGGCACCACGAUCUUUGGCGAGAGACCGGCGAAGAAAGAUGCAAAGAUUCUGUGA
This is a messenger RNA of Lecanosticta acicola, 852 nucleotides long. Lineage: Eukaryota; Fungi; Ascomycota; Dothideomycetes; Mycosphaerellales; Mycosphaerellaceae. The record is from the annotation of a GenBank genome assembly.